GUUGUUGUCAAAAUCGCUCUGCCCUUGCCUCCACGAUUUUCACGUCCGAUUCAACGCCUUGGCGACCAAUCGAUUCAUCCUCUGUUUUCAGCUGACAGACAGUUCACAGUAGCUUAGCAUCAUCGGUGUGUUAUUUCAAACUUUGCUUAAUUGUCUAAAGGCAUCUUCAAAUAUUUAUUUUGUCCUGAAGUAACAAUAUGAGUAGUUCAGAAGAGGUCUCUUGGAUUUCAUGGUUUUGUGGUCUCAGAGGAAAUGAAUUUUUUAGUGAGGUGGAUGAGGAUUACAUACAAGAUAAGUUUAACCUAACUGGACUAAAUGAACAGGUCCCGCAUUACAGGCAGGCACUAGACAUGAUUCUUGACCUUGAGCCAGAUGAUGAACUUGAAGACAACCCAAAUCAGAGUGAUCUUAUUGAACAGGCAGCGGAAAUGUUGUAUGGGCUAAUCCAUGCAAGAUACAUUUUAACCAACCGUGGACUUGCUCUUAUGCUUGAGAAAUACCAGAAUGGAGAUUUUGGUCACUGCUACCGUGUAUAUUGUGAAAACCAACCUGUCUUGCCAAUUGGUCUAUCAGAUGUUCCUGGAGAGGCAAUGGUUAAGCUUUAUUGUCCUAAGUGUAUGGAUGUGUACAAUCCAAAAUCGUCGCGGCACCACCACACUGAUGGUGCAUAUUUUGGAACAGGAUUCCCACACAUGUUGUUCAUGGUACACCCAGAAUACAGGCCAAAGAGAAGUCCAAACCAGUUUGUACCAAGACUGUAUGGCUUUAAAAUCCACCCAAUGGCAUACCAAAUCCAAGCACAAGCAGCUGCCAAUGCAAGAAACAGAAGUGCGUCUGCCAGACAGAGACCUUCGAAAACAAGCCACUACAAAUAAAGACACUGUCUCAAAAUCUCCAGUUCAUAUGAACAUGGCUUUUACAUCAUGGACUAAUUUUAAUAUUGGUACUAUGUUUGUUGUUAGGUUUAGUCUCAUAAUUCAACAAUAGAUGGUCAAAUCUGCUUCCAAGCUUGAUUGAUUUGGGACAGUUGUGUCAUUUGCAUACAAAAUACGAACUUACAGAAUAUCAUUUGUUUGGCAAAUUUUCAUAGUUAUGCCAAUGGGAAGGACUAAGAGGAAGGAGAAAUACAAAAGUAGUUGCCAGAUUUUGUGCCUGGCUGGGUAUGUUACUCCUUACUGUAGCAACAGGUUUUUACCUUAAUGCCUUAUAGUUAAUGAUACCUUAUAGUAGAUAAUCUUAGGAAAAAAUCAAUGACCCUUUACGAUUGAUCCAAGUGUCUCAGAUGAUUUGGAAGCAGGUGUCUGUUAGCAACUUUCUUUUAAGUGUGAUAGAUUUUUCAUAUUCAAGUAUGCACUUAAUUUUCAUGUUAACGGCCAAAUAAAAACAAAUGUUGAAUAAAGUAUGAGUAACAGAAAGAACCGUUGGUUUAGUGAAUGUAUCCAAAACAACAUGUAUGAAA
This is a messenger RNA of Rhopilema esculentum, 1459 nucleotides long. Its product is annotated as casein kinase II subunit beta. Gene Ontology annotation, cellular component: cytoplasm; protein kinase CK2 complex. The record is from RefSeq and is a predicted model, not a curated record. Lineage: Eukaryota; Metazoa; Cnidaria; Scyphozoa; Rhizostomeae; Rhizostomatidae. Gene Ontology annotation, molecular function: protein kinase regulator activity.